UUAAUUCUGUAAGAAAAAGGAACAGAAGGAAUAUCCCAAAUUCUCCACAGCCCGUGAAGGCAGCAAUAAUGUGUACCCCUAAGCUUUAUAGAGAACAACAGCACGUGACAACAGCAGCUGUCGGAUUGGCUUUGAGCUUUCACGUGACAGUAAAUUACGCGUUUGAUUGGUUCCUUGCUGCUUCGUUUACACUUUCCCCCCCGCAACAAAUAAGUGUGGAAGCUAGCAGGAGGAAGACGGGACUUUUAGCAGUUAAAAUGACGAAACGACCGUGUCCGUUUCCAGAAACAUUCUCAUCGCAGUACAAAAUGCAUAUCGGACAGCAGGAACUGAGGAAUUAUGGCGUGUUUGGUAACAAAUGCAGGCAUGAAAUUUAUGAAAAAACAAAGACGUUGCUCUUUAACGGUGCCAAGGCUGUGAUGGGCAAAAUAUGCACUGGUGAGGAGACCUGCAGAAACCUCCGGCCCAAAGGACCAGCUCAGACACCUGCAUGCACCCAGAUGCUGCUGAGGGGACAGACACUCAUUAGACCUGAUGGGAGACUGACAAGAGUAAACGCUGCACAGGCUUUUGCAGGCUUGACCACUAAGCCUAUAAUAUUCUCCAGUCAUGUGUCUCCAAGAAGAAGCCAUAAGUCAACUGCUAGAUGCCUGCUGGCUGAGCGCUGACAUGCAGCAGGACAGCAGCAUCACAUCUGUGUCUACAUUGCUUACAAUGGUUACCUGUUGGUUUUCACUUUGAUUAUAAUAUAAUUUUACUAAGUAGAGUGCAAGACAAAAACCUUUUCUCCUGGUCAUCUGAAUACCCCCUUUCUUUUGCAAUGUUUUACUUUUUUAAAUUUGUCGUUUUUAUGGUUUUCCUUUACUUUGAGUUGUAAUAUUUUAUUUUUAUAUUUUUGGAUUUUUCUCUUAACUAAAAAGUGGUAAGUCCCUUGAAUGUAAAGGUCAACACUCAAAAUUGCUCAUACAAAUAAAGCUCUGAAGCAAAAAAAAAAAAAAAAAA
Messenger RNA from Monopterus albus (swamp eel), 1002 nucleotides. It is a transcript of the gene siva1, whose product is annotated as SIVA1, apoptosis-inducing factor. Lineage: Eukaryota; Metazoa; Chordata; Actinopteri; Synbranchiformes; Synbranchidae. Gene Ontology annotation, molecular function: CD27 receptor binding. The record is from RefSeq and is a predicted model, not a curated record. Gene Ontology annotation, biological process: extrinsic apoptotic signaling pathway. Bases 69 to 668 code for a protein of 199 amino acids. The transcript is spliced from 3 exons.